Messenger RNA from Asparagus officinalis (garden asparagus), 849 nucleotides. RefSeq names its product probable xyloglucan endotransglucosylase/hydrolase protein 12. The transcript has 3 exons. Gene Ontology annotation, cellular component: apoplast; cell wall. NCBI's taxonomy places the organism in Eukaryota, Viridiplantae, Streptophyta, Magnoliopsida, Asparagales, Asparagaceae. Gene Ontology annotation, biological process: xyloglucan metabolic process; cell wall biogenesis. Bases 1 to 849 code for a protein of 282 amino acids. The record is from RefSeq and is a predicted model, not a curated record. Gene Ontology annotation, molecular function: hydrolase activity, hydrolyzing O-glycosyl compounds; xyloglucan:xyloglucosyl transferase activity.
AUGGGUAAGCAGUUCCUUCUCCUUCUUAAAGCUAUUGUCAUCGUCGGCGUUGCCCUCAUCAGAGAAACCUCUUCAGAGAGCUUCUCAACUGACGUCGAUGUAACCGGUGGCACGGCCAACGUGCAGGAUGGCGGUAACCAGCUGCAGCUAACCCUCGACCAGGCUGGUGGGUCCGAAGUGCAGUCGAAACAGAAGUAUCUUUACGGGAGGUUCGAUAUGAGGAUCAAGGUUGUGCCGGGCUACUCUGCUGGAGUCGUCACCAGCUUCUUCCUUCAAUCACCACGUCCAACAAAUGAUGAGAUGGACUUUGAGCUGUUAGGGAAUGUGACUGGAGAGCCUUACCUAUUGCACACCAACGUGUGGACUAAUGGAGUAGGUAACAGAGAGGAGCAAAUCAAUCUGUGGUUCGAUCCUAGAGCCGACUUUCACACUUACACCUUCAUAUGGAAUCCUCGCAAUAUAAUAUGGUUUGUUGAUGGAACACCUGUGAGACUUUUCAAGAAUGCACCUCAGCAGGGAGUCCCAUAUUUGAGCAAACAAUUCUUAAACGCUUACGCUGCCCUCUGGAAUGGUGACGAAUGGGCGACGAGGAGAGGGCAAAUCAAGACCGACUGGAGCAAGGCACCAUUCGUGGCAACCUACCGUAAUUUCAAUUCUGAUGCGUGCAUAAACGCUGGCAGAGGCUACCGCUGCUCGCAGAAUAGAGGACAAUGGUGGGAUAUUACUCUUGAUGCUAGGCAGCUAGCAAAGCUGAGGUGGGUGAGAAAAAAUUACAUGGUCUAUGACUAUUGUCGUGACACCACAAAAUAUCCACAAGGGUUUCCACCAGAAUGCUCCAUUAAUGUGUGA